AUGAUACGCACGUACACCAGUGUUUCUGCUUGUGCCGUGUUAACAUUUCUCGUGGUGUUGUUUGUGGGCGGUCACAUCUUUCUAAGUCAUGCAGGUGCUGGGCUACGAGUAUCACAGCCAAAACAAUCGCCACCAUCUGAGGUUGCACUGGAAGAACGACUUUUGCAAAUGCACAUGGUGAUCCCGGCUUUCAGCCGGGACCAACUUUUGCGCACUUUUGCCAAACGACUUCGACCGGCCAUGGAAGAAUACAGGAACAUUACGGCACACAAUAUGACACGCAUUGGAACCUUUCGUCUCAUUGUCACACGAUACGGAGUGCGAGAAAAACAAAACUCAAGACUACUAAGACAGGAACUCUCAGUUCUGUCGGGAUUAACCAUGAAGCAAGUUGUUUUUGUAUCUCUCAAAAACUCCACCUCCACCUUCAAUAGGGCACAUUCUGUCAAUCUCCUUCUACGAGCAGCCUGCCACGAGGAAAAUUGCAUUGUUUCCCGAAUCGAUGUAGACAUGCAAAUCAAGGCCUCAUUCUUCAUCAAUAGCCAGAACGAAGUGGUCUCGGGGGAAACAAUAUACUUCCCCAUCGUCUGGUCAUCCUAUCACCCAAAGUCUCCCGAAUUGGUGCAAUGGCAUUGGGACAUACAAACAGUGUCCAACAAUCUUCCCCGACAGACCAUGGACGACUAUUCCGAGCACAAGGGACACUGGAGAGAUUACGGGACGGGCAUGUGGGCCAUUGGGGGACCCGAUGCUAAAAUUAUGAGACUCAAUGAAGUCUUUAAAGGUUGGGGAGGUGAAGAUACAGACUUUUAUCAUCGAGUCAAGCAGCAACGCAAAGUCAUUAGGAUGAGAGAAAAGGGGUUGAUUCAUGUAUGGCAUCCUAAAAUGUGUACUCGUGGUGUCACAGUCUUCACCGAUCAACAAGUGGACGAAUGCAACUAUUCCCGAAAGGGAGAAAUUGGAAGUGAACUGGGAAGAGAACUCAUGGUCAAAUGGAAUACACAGCACAUAGAUGAUGAAGAUUCCGGAGCAACACAUAAGAACGACACCCGAAUACAUGCAGUGUGGCGGGCAUAG
This is a messenger RNA of Seminavis robusta, 1077 nucleotides long. The record is from the annotation of a GenBank genome assembly. Lineage: Eukaryota; Bacillariophyta; Bacillariophyceae; Naviculales; Naviculaceae.